Molecule: messenger RNA, 1536 nt
Organism: Pyrus x bretschneideri (Chinese white pear)
Lineage: Eukaryota; Viridiplantae; Streptophyta; Magnoliopsida; Rosales; Rosaceae
Product: protein RGF1 INDUCIBLE TRANSCRIPTION FACTOR 1-like
Exons: 4
Coding region: 293-886 (197 amino acids)
Source: RefSeq, a predicted model, not a curated record
CUGCCCCUGUGCUUCAGCCACCACGCCCAAUCCUCAGCCGUCCAAUCCUUAAGCGCUCUCCACAUUAGUUUAUCAGCCUUGUCCCCCAGUCUAGGCGUUGUUUUGUUGUUGAAGUCUAAGUUGCAGGUCGUUUAGGCUUUUCCUCUCUCUCCUUCUCUCUCUCUCUCUCUCUCUGCAUUUGCCUCUGCAAGUACUCUGAGCCUGCAAAUUUCACCGUUUCGGCCAUUGGAUUCACAAAAAGUUCCAAGCCAAGCAAAAGCAUCACAUUUUUCUAGAUACCGAUUUGCUCGCAAUGGACAGGACAAUGCUGGUGCCGCCAUGGCUGGAGCAGUUGCUCAAAACAUCAUUCUUCAGAGUCUGCCGUACACAUGGAGACGCCACCAGAAGUGAGUGCAAUAUGUUCUGCUUAGAUUGCAGCGGAGACGCUUUCUGCUUUUAUUGCAGGUCCUCCGGACACAAAGAUCACCAAGUCAUUCAGAUAAGGAGAUCUUCAUACCAUGAUGUGGUGAGGGUUUCAGAGGUGCAGAAGGCAUUAGACAUAAACGGAGUUCAGACAUACGUGAUAAACAGCGCCAGAGUUAUGUUUCUGAAUGAGAGGCCUCAGCCGAAGGCUGGCAGUAAGGGAUCUCCCCACAUUUGUGAACUCUGUGGCAGAAGCCUCUUGGAUCCUGUUCGUUUCUGCUCACUCGGCUGUAAGCUUGCGGGAAUACAUAGAAAUGGGGAUGCAAACUUUACCUUAGAGGCGAAGGAUGAGGAGGCAAUGGGGAGGAGAGAAGAGUUGCGUGGAGGCUCACAACACGACAUAUGCCCGCCCACGCCGCCUCCACCUCCUUCCACAGCAAGAAGAAGAAAAGGCAUUCCUCAUAGGGCACCCUUUGGCUCCUAAUUUGCUCAAAUGCCCUCCAACUUGAAACAAAUUAUUUUCCACCCCAGCAUUGCAGUCUUUUUGUUCAACAAAGUGAAGGGUGCAAACUACAAAGCCUUUGGAAUUUGAGGGAGGUCGAGGUGGAAGGGGGUGUCAAAAGAAAAGAAAUGGGGGUACAUUGGUAUUGGUGUAUGGAAUAGGAUCCUAUCCAGAUUUUUUUUUGUGAGGAUCCUAAGAAUGAGUUCAUCUUAUUUGUUUAUCAAUCAUCUUGCGGUCAGAAAUUAUUUUAAAUAUUUUAUUUAAAAUAGAACACAAACAGUACUUAACGAAAACUGACCGCAUGAUGUACGAUUAACAAAUAAAAUGAAUUUAUUCUUAGAAUACUUAUAAAAAUGAUCCGGAAAGAAUCAUCAUCCAAAAAUAUUAGGGUAUAGGAAGAAAAUAAAAAUAUAUUCCUUUUGGGUUUUGGGUGGCAAAAAAUAAAUACUUAGAAAUUAUCUCAAUUGUGAUGAAAGAUGCAAUAAUGCACAAUCGUUAUUGAUAGUUGCAAGGUGUACAUGUCAAUUAAGAAAUUAAAAGCAAGUCUUUGUGGAAUCCGAUUUUUAGUUUUCGUGGGCCCACCCACCACAUGGGCGCCGAUUACACAAAGAAACAUCAUCUUUUUGUUCUUU